Molecule: messenger RNA, 2281 nt
Organism: Chenopodium quinoa (quinoa)
Lineage: Eukaryota; Viridiplantae; Streptophyta; Magnoliopsida; Caryophyllales; Amaranthaceae
Product: tubby-like F-box protein 3
Exons: 6
Coding region: 713-1882 (389 amino acids)
Molecular function (GO): protein binding
Source: RefSeq, a predicted model, not a curated record
GCAACUUUCUAUCAAUCCAACAAAUUAUGGUCUUCGGCCAGAGUUGGCAAAGGAACAACAGCAGGAAACACUCAGAUGUACUUCCCCACUCAAAUCUUAGCUUCUUCAAACCCUAAUAUGUCGGGCUCACACCCUCUUUCCUUCCUUUCUCCCUCCUACCAACUAACUAACUACCCAAUUUACUAAAAAUCCCCAAUUUUUUUAAUUACUUUACUUUGCAUUUCAUAUGAUGCUGUUUUUCUGGUGAUUGAUAACUUUUUCAAUUAAUCUGGGGUUUUAUCAAUUGGGGGUUGUUUUAAUUGUUUUUUCAAAGGUGGGAAAUGUGAAUUGUUUAGUUUUUUAGAUCUGGGUAUUUUAGUUUUGUUGAUUUUGUGAUGGAAGAAAUGAAGAAAUUGGGGUUUAUUUGAUCAUUAAUUUUGAUGAUUAGAAUUAAAGUUUGGAGCUUUAUCUCUUUUGUAGUAAUGGGUAUUUGUUUGAUUACUGCUAGCUAGCUUUAUUCUCAUUGCUGGGAUCUUUUCAUGGUAUUAUUCUUAUGUGGGUCGAUUUGUCGAAAUUAGGGUUUUGUGAGUGUGGAAUUGUUUGGAUGAUGUUAUAGUAUCAGGUUUGAAUUAUGGUUUAGGAAAUGUGGAAGUAAUUUGUAUAUCAUAAGGUGGUGUAUAAGGGUUAAGGAAGCAAUAUAUAGACUAUAGUAUAUAGGGUUAAGGUUAUAACUAUGUCUUUUAGGAGCAUCUUACAAGACAUGAAAGAUGUAAAGUAUAGUUUUAGAUCAAGGUCCCAAAGAGUGGUCCAUGAUAAUUUGGUGGUGGUUGAUGCUAUGGAGCAGAGUUGUUGGGCUAACAUGCCGCCAGAGCUCUUGAGAGAAGUGCUUGUAAGAAUUGAGGCGUCUGAGUGUACCUGGCCUCCAAGGAGAAAUGUUGUUGCGUGUGCCGGUGUGUGCAGGAGUUGGAGGGAUGCUAUGAAGGAUAUUGUCAAAACACCAGAGAUUUCAGGCAAGCUGACAUUCCCCAUAUCUGUGAAGCAGCCUGGAUCAAGAGACACUCUUAUUCAGUGUUACAUUAAGAGACAUCGUGGCAGCCAGACGUAUUAUUUAUUCGUUAGCUCAAGCUCAGCUUCAUAUGACGAUGGCAAGUGCAUUCUUGCUGCAAGGAAGUGUAGACGCCCGACUUGCACAGACUACAUCAUUUCCCUGAAUCCUGAAUAUGUCUCCAAGGGGAGUAGUGCCUAUGUUGGGAAAUUAAGAUCCAAUUUCCUAGGCACAAAGUUUACAAUCUACGAUGCACAACCCUCAAAUGCUGGAGCUAGAAUCAUAAGAAGUCGCUCUACUAGACUAGUGGGAUCCAAGCAGGUUGCACCCAGGGCUCCUGCGGGCAACUAUCCUGUGGCACGCAUCUCGUAUGAGCUGAAUGUCUUGGGCGCUAGGGGUCCGAGGAAGAUGCAGUGUGUCAUGGAUAGUAUACCUGCUUCUGCUAUCAAACCUGGAGGACUGGCCCCCACACAGACUGAAUUUCUGAUCAAUAAUGUGGAUUCUUUUCCUUCAAUCCCCUUUUUUAGGUCAAAAUCUAUUAGGGUGGACAAUUGCCAGUCUGAUGCUGCUCCCAAUCAGCAAGAGGGAAGGUUAAACCUGAGAAACAAGGCCCCUAGGUGGCAUGAACAACUUCAGUGCUGGUGCCUUAACUUCAAUGGUCGUGUAACUGUUGCUUCUGUCAAGAACUUUCAACUGGUUGCUUCCCUAGAGGAUGGAUCUGAGCAUGAAAGUGUCAUUCUUCAAUUUGGAAAAGUCGGAAAGGAUGUAUUCACCAUGGAUUAUCACUACCCAAUUUCCGCUUUCCAGGCUUUUGCCAUUUGUCUGAGCAGCUUUGACACCAAGAUUGCUUGUGAAUGAUAUGCAUUUGAGCCUUUGAGGUAAUUUAACGUGUGUGAAAGGGUGAAGCUGUUGCACUUAUAGGCAUGUGGAUGUUGGUGAGGGAGAUUCUAAUUUGUUGGGCUGCGACUUCACUACUGUGUGAUUAGUUAGUUCAUUCACUGUCAACUCUAAUUUUCGCAUCGUGUACAUAUAAUUGAAGUCUGUAUUAAAAGACAGGCUUUAGCUUACUUGACUGUUUGUUGGCUGUGCGCUUUUCUUUCUUUGUUGCGUUCUCUGUUUGGGGUGAGAAGGUGUGCUUGAAACUCACCUGCCGGAGGAUUUGUCGCCUUUGUCAACAUUAAUUGUCUUGCUGUUAUGUUAGAUUAGCCAGGUUUGUUGUAUGGUUUCUGUUUCAGGAGUUUCUCAAAUUUCUUGUCA